UCCGUCGCCCUUUCACCCGCCUCCACGCACUAUUCUCACCCUCACGUUUGAAAACCCUUCCCCGGCCCCUUUUCCGCAGCGCCGGUUUCUGUCACCGGCGUUUCCCGGUUUCUGCCGGCGAAAGCCUGCGUCGGAUCGAUAAGGUCACAUCCCCAUGGUCACCUCUGCCGAAACAUCUCCCCGUCCUCCGGAUCCUGCACCGGUUCCGGCACCGGCAGCGAGGGAAGCCACGCCGCCUCGUCCUCAGGCGCCGGCUAGCCUGUUACCGACGCCCUCUCUCCCGAUCUUAAAGUCAUGGGGGAGCCGGCGGGUGCUCCCCUGUGUGAGUGUGAACGGAAAAGGUGAGAUCGCCGGCGGCGGCCGACGGAAGACGGCCGAGCACGACGAGGAGAAAACGGGGCGACGGAGGACUGUUGUGGAGGACGAUGGAGGCGACGACGACCCCCGGAUCGAGGAGGUCAGAGAGAAGCUGCUGCUUCACCUCCGAGAGGCGGCGGACCGCAUGAACCUGGUUUCGUUUCUCCCCGUCGACGGGAUAGGCGGAAGAGAGCCCGUCCCAGUGCCGGAGCCAGCGGCGAUCGCGGAGCAUCCUGCAGCCGACGCGUCGGAGGAGCCAGCGGCGCCGCGCUGGAACCUGAGGACGCGACGCCGGGCGCCGAGGUCUCCGACGGGGAACCACCAGUACCUAACCGGGUCCCUGCCGGUAACAAGAGAGAACAAGGCGGUCCGGCUGAGGUCGGAGGACCAGGAGCAGCCGAAGCGGCUCAAGUUCUCGGUCUCGCUCACGAAAGAGGAGAUCGAUGAGGACCUCUACUCCAUGACCGGGUCCAGGGCUCGCCGCCGACCACGGCGGCGACCGAGGGCGAUCCAAAAGCAGCUCGAUUCCUUAUUCCCGGGCUCGUGGCUGUCGGAGAUCACCGCCGAUUCCUACAAGGUACCCGAUGAGAAGUAGGUAAGUUCACCUUCCGGUGGCGUGAUGCAUUUCGUCUGCAAAAUCCCCCUUUUCCAGGUUCGGUUUUAUUCUCUGCAAAAAUCCGCGGCCCGCCGUCGAUCUCUUCUUCGGAUUCAAUCGCCGCAACAAAAAAAGUUAGGUUUACAAGAAAUUCCAUUAUUUCCCUUGAAUAUGAACUAGUUAAUUUCCCUCAAAUAGCUCUACUCUUUUAUUUUUGUUUGUCCUGUGUUCUUGCAACGAUCUAAUGCCAC
Molecule: messenger RNA, 1203 nt
Organism: Zingiber officinale
Lineage: Eukaryota; Viridiplantae; Streptophyta; Magnoliopsida; Zingiberales; Zingiberaceae
Exons: 2
Coding region: 155-952 (265 amino acids)
Source: RefSeq, a predicted model, not a curated record